This is a messenger RNA of Mucor velutinosus, 981 nucleotides long. RefSeq lists its product as uncharacterized. The transcript has 2 exons. NCBI's taxonomy places the organism in Eukaryota, Fungi, Mucoromycota, Mucoromycetes, Mucorales, Mucoraceae. Gene Ontology annotation, cellular component: UTP-C complex; CURI complex. Gene Ontology annotation, biological process: rRNA processing; ribosomal small subunit assembly. Gene Ontology annotation, molecular function: nucleic acid binding. The record is from RefSeq and is a predicted model, not a curated record. The coding region runs from base 1 to 981 and encodes 326 amino acids.
AUGGGCAAGACAAAGAAAUUGAGCAGUAACAGCAGCAAACAAAGCGUUGAAAUUCAGGAAAAGACACCCAAGCAAUUGGAAGAUUUCCAAGGCUUCAAAGUGCUCCCUGUCAUCAUGGAUGAAAACAACAAGAGUGUUCGCCACUAUUUUUACAUUAGAAAGCACGAAAGCAAAUCACUUGUCGAUGAGGACAUCAAGGACCGCACACUCUUCAUGUUGAAUUUACCUGCUGAUACUACAGACCGCCAUAUCAAGAAGCUUUUCAAGGGACAUGGCAUUGAUCAAAUUACCUACAGUGAUUCCGGUUCAUCCGUUUCUGAAGAUUACUGGAAGAUUCAAGCAAAGCAACAGCAACAACAAUUAGAAGAAGCUGCCAACAAGAAAAAGAAGAAGCACCAAAAGCAACAGCAAGAAGAAAAAGACCCAGAAGUGAGAGAAUUAAGGAAACUAUUUACAAGCGGAUCUUCAGCACACAUUGUAUUCAGUACGGAUGAUGAUUUGACUCAGGUGCUGUCGAUGCGCCGUGUUGAGAAGAAGUGGGCAAAGGAAGACGAAUUAGUUGAUCAGCCAUUAGGCUUUGAACGCUACAUUUUAGCAUACGACUUAUCACGACCCAAUGCCGAAGAUCUUCAACAAGAAGUGGAUUCUUUCAUGAUGAAGUUCAAGGCCGAUGAAUACCAAAAAGAGCGCGAAAAGUUGGAGCGUAUGAACCAAAUGGACGAUGAUGGAUUCACAGUGGUGGUUCGUCACAAGAAGACCAAGGCGACUGACGGUACUAUUCAUGUGGGAUCCAUUACUGCAGAAGCUGCGGAGGCUCAAAGAGAACACCAGCUCAAAAAGAAGAAGGAAUUAGUCAACUUUUAUCGCUUCCAAAUGCGCGAAAAGAAGCAGAAUGAACUGGUGGAGUUGAGAAAGCGUUUCGAGGAGGACAAGGCAAAGAUUGCUCAAUUGAAACAAACUAGAAAGUUCAAACCUUAUUAA